GUGUUAUCAACAUGUUGUGGCUGCAUCCCUAGGUGAAAUGCUUCCACUUCCUGUUCUAGGUGUAACGCGCAGCCCCCCUCAGAGUUUCAUUACAGACCCCAUACUCAGUCCUGGAACCCUGAACCCCCCCGAGGGGAACCCAACUUUCUGGAGAAAAUGACCUCCUGACUACAUGGGCACCAUGGACCAAGGCAACACGACUCUCCAACCAAUCACUGGGGCGAAUUCCAGACAGACCCCAGCAGCCAUGAGGGCCACUCACCUGGCUGCGGCCAUGCUGCUCUUCACCACUUUGCCAGAGGGUGUGGUGGGGAACGGGCUGUACCUGUGGGUGCUGGGGCUGAAGAUGUGGAGGACGGUGACCACGCUCUGGUUCCUCCACCUGGCUUCCUGCUACCUCCUCGUCACCCUGCUGAUCCCCUUCUUCGUCGUCUACCUCUUCCUGGAUUUCCACUGGGUCUUCAGCAUGGCCAUGUGCAAGCUCCUGAAUGCCUGCAUCUCUAUGGACAUGUUCUCCUCUGUCUUCCUUCUCGCUCUCAUCAGUCUGGAUUGCUACACACUCACCUGCUACCCCAUCUGGUCCCGGCAUCACCGCACUCUGACCCAGGCAUGAAAACUGGCUGCAGGUGUGUGGCUGGUCUCCUUCGCUCUCAGCACUCCCUACCUGGCUUUCUGGGACACCCAUGUGGAUGCGGGCAGGAUCACCUGCAUCAAUAAUUACACCCUCUCCAGAGACUGGAAUGGAGCUGAGAUGCAGGACCUGGGGAGAUGGGUCUACCUGGCCGUCUUCACAGUCCAGUUCCUGCUGGGCUUCCUGCUUCCCUUCUGCACCAUCACGGGCUGCUACGUGUGCGUGGGGCUGGAGCUGAAGGUGAAGGGCCUGGCACAGAGUGGGAAGCCCUUCAAAGUAAUGGUGGCUGUGGGGGUGUCCUUCUUCCUCUGCUGGCUGCCCUACCACCUCUACUAUGGCUUGAUGUUCUACAGAAAUGUGCCGCAGUCAGUAACAGGCAGCUUCCUGGUCAUUUUCAUCAUCAUGUUCUGCUUCAACGUCUGUUUCACCCCAGUCCUCUACCUUUUUGUAGGGGGGACGUUCCAGCAGGUAGCAAGGACAUCUCUUGUUGCUCUGGUCAAAGCAGCUUUUGAUGAGGAUCUCAGUAGUGAUGGGUCUGGACCUGAAUCUAGUAGGAGACAUGGGCCAGAAAUUGACACCAUGGAAAUGGAGAAAAACUUGGAAUCUUGUGGGUUCUAGAGUCUUGGAUAUUCUGGACAUGAGUUCCAGAUGUCUCGAUGUUUUAAAACUGAAUAGAGUCCCUUGGGUUCUAGAUUCCUAGCUAGCCCCAUAAUCAUAUGUGUUCUACGUUUCUUGGUGUGUUUAAAAAAUCCAGUAGGGUUCAGAAGGUUCCAGGUUCCGGUUUGGUUCUAGAACCCAGGAGGUGCCAUGUCUACAAAUGGUUUUAAACUCGAUAGGCUCCCAUGGGUUCUAGAUUCCAGGCUGGCACUACAACCUUGGUAGUUUUUAUAUGUCCAAAUAGUUUUGCACAGCAUAAUAUCCCAUGGAUUCCAGAUCUCUCAAUGUGCCAAAGCCAGGUAGGGUCCUGUGGGCUCUAGGUUUCUGAGUAGUACUAAAAUCAUGAUUUCUGAAUGAUUUAAAACUCUGUGGUGUCUUGUGGGUUCCAGAAUCCUGGCUGUUUCUAGAAACUUCUGUGCUCUCAAAGUAUUAAAACCUGAUCAGAUACCAUUUGUUCUACAAUGUCAUCAGUUCUAAAGCCAGUCAAUGUAGUAAAACCGAUUUAAUGGUGGGGUUCUAGGCUCCUGUCUGGUUGUAUAACCUCAUGGUUCUAGGUCUGUCAAUGGUUUUAAAUAUCCAGA
Molecule: messenger RNA, 1869 nt
Organism: Chrysemys picta bellii (western painted turtle)
Lineage: Eukaryota; Metazoa; Chordata; Testudines; Emydidae
Source: RefSeq, a predicted model, not a curated record